GAGUAACGAGGUAGUGGUGGGGUACCACCAGUGGCAGCUCUGCAUGGAGUAACAAAGGCCGUAGCAAAUUCAAAAAAACUCCCCCCUCAGCAAUUGCAGAAGCGAGUUAGUUGAGGUAGCUGCUGCAGUCUGGUAGCGUUGGGCGCUGCUGUGAAAGCGCGAAACGAGUUGUUUGAUAUCACGACUUCCGAAACAUUUACGUUUUGUAACAAAAGGAUUAUAAAAAGUGCCUAUGGUGUUGUUAGAAUACAAUAUCCGAUGUGCUUAAGGACUUAUUUGUUUUGAAAAGCAAAUUUGUAGUUUAGUGAUUCCUUGUUGUGUUAGUUCCGUUGUGUGCAUUUUCAAUGUGUUUGAUGUAAGCAAGCUUGGAACACCAAGCCAAAAGAACUCGAGUAAGCCAGUGCAAAUUCAAGCCCCGUAAGGCUAGACUUUUCAGGACAUCUGGAAGAAGGUCGCCUGAAGAGGUGCAUUGAGCCAUGAGCACGACAGUGAGCAACACAGCCGAGGAGAAGAGCGAGGACAAGAAGGAGAUAGAGGACGAGGAGAGAGAGAAGAUGUUGAACGAGGAGAACAAGAGAGCAGCGACAGGCGGCCAGGAGGAUGUGCAGGAAGAGGAGGAGGCACCGCAACAAGAAGUCGUGAUCAAGCCGGUACGCAGAGAAGGGGAAGGCGAGGUGGAGAAAAUGAAGAAGGCCCUUGAGGAAUCGGAGAAGGAGAGCGGCAAGAAGAAGAUACCCAUCGGCGGUAUCAAGAUGCCGGGGUUUCUGCGGAGCCGCUCCAGGGAGAAGACCAAGGAAGGGGAGUUGGAUGUGGAAGAAGGGCGCGACCUCUUGCAGGAGCCUCCCUGCAGUGCGACGAAUGUCACCCCGGCUGAUACGGGAGUGGGCAAGGAUCAGACGCCCCCAAGCAAGGGUCACAGGCUCCCUUCACUGAAGCUGGCGAACCCCUUUUCGAAAAAGAAGGAACAGGGCGGCGAGGUGUCGGAGGCUGGAGGUUCCAGCGCCGGAGAAGAAGAAGGCCGCAAGAAGACGGGGUUGCUGGAGGCCAUCCGACUGCCCCUUGUGUCUGUGUUUCCCCGCUCCAAACUCAAGUCCACUAAGGACCCAGAGAUUGGCCAGCAGGCUGGAUUGGCCUCUAUGGAAACUCUGGACGACAGCCUCGGUGAGAAGACAGAGAAACUGACCAAUGGAGAAGACGGUAUGGAGAGCGUCAAAUUGGACACUGAGGAGAAGGUGGACCCUGAUAAGAAGGAAGACACUGAAGGGAAACCAGACUGGAGGGAACGGAUCCGUUCAUUGUCCAGGCUGCAACUGAUUGUCGGUGGCAGUGUGAUAUUUCUGCUUCUAUUAAUUAUCAUCACCGUCAUCCCAUUUGGUACACAUAAUGAAAUAGCCCCUUCACCUAUUUUGGAUGAGAGCUUCAGGAUUGCCUUGACAUCUUGUGGACCUGUUGAAGGCUUGGUGGAGGAUGGUGCAUUUGCCUUUAGAGGAAUCCCCUACGCAGUUUCCCCAACCAAGGAGAGACGAUGGAAGUCUGCCGAACCUCUAGAUGACCUGGAGAGAUGCUGGAUUGCCACCCUUCCUGUUCAAAAUGCUACCCCAGUCUGCUGGCAGAUCUACCCCAUGGGCAAAAUGGACGGUGAUGAGGACUGCCUCACCCUUGACAUCUUCACGCCUCAAGUUCCCUAUCUCAAUCCUAUACCUGUUGUAGUUCUUAUCGGUGCAGAGUCCCUGAGUGGAGGGUCGCCUGGAGCUCUUCGUGUGAAUGCCAGUCUGGCGAAAGCACACAAUGUGGUAUUCGUGCGUCCCAACUUUAGAUUAGGGGUCCUGGGGUUCCUUGCUGCAGAAGAUAUGAAGAAAGAUACUUAUCCACUGACAUCAGGGAACUAUGGACUCUCAGACAUUGUCAUGGCACUGGAGUGGAUCCAGCUGAAUAUUGAACACUUCGGUGGUGAUUCAAAAUUAGUGACGCUCCUCGGACACAGAGCAGGUGGAACUCUGGUCACUGCACUCACCGCCUCAAGAAUGGCCAAGAACCUUUUUGCAAAUGCCUGGGUAUCGAGUGGUGCGAGCAUAUUUCCUGGCAAGGAGCUGAUUGAAUCUGAAAGAGACAACGCACAGUUUGUGGAGUCCCUGAACUGUGGGGGAGACGUGCAGUGCCUCAAAAGCAAGGACGUAGAAGAGCUUCUUGACUCUGUGCCAGAGCCCUGGAGACACCCACUGCAGGAUUUGCCACAAACAGAUGAUGAAGGAUCAUCUGCUAAGCACCAGUGGCUCGUUCUGGAUGGACAGUUCCUUCAGGAACAUGUAUCUGAUGCGUGGAAGUCAAAUGGACUUCAUGCCAAACUCGUUAUGGGCUCCACAGUGCAUGCAGAUAUUCCUCCAAGGCUGCAUGCACAGAACAAUAACUGGACAGAAGAGGCUGUGAAGUACCAUGUGAUGUCCAGUGUUGUGGGCCGUAAGAAUCUAACAGAUGAUGCGCUGAGGAGGUAUGGAGCUGAUUGGCCAGGGCUGGUGGCCAUGAUCUCAGACAUCCGAACAGUUUGUCCCCUGCUGUACCUGUCACAUAGUCAGCAGGGCAAGGCCAUUCCCUUCUACAUCGUCAACCACACGAGGGACAACCCCAGCUUUGGCCCUGAGAAACUGGCAGAUGUGUCAGUGGAUGUGGAGGCAAUUCUGGGGCUUUAUGCACCGCAAACCCCAUCGCAGAGAAGGUUUGUGGAGUCCAUACAAGAUCUCUUCUACCAUUUUGUGCGCCAUGGGGAACUGAAGAAUAUAGAGUCACUUGGCAGCAACCAGGCUCUAAUGAUCGAUCAGGGUGUUAUUCCCUUCAACAAUUUCUCUAACUGUGACCUUUGGUUUGCUAAUGACAUCGUACCCCGACAUGGGAGAAUUGACUGAAGUGUUUGUUUGAUGCAGAAAAUAAAGAGAAAAUGCUAUAUAUAAUGGAAGAUACUGAUGAAAGAACACCUACCUACUAGGGGAGGACCUCCCUACAACAGUACAAAGUUGAUUGGACACCUGUGCAAAAUAAUAACAGAAGUCCAGGCUGUCUGGCAGAUUGUCAGCUUCUCAAGUUUUGUAAUGAUGGAUUAAGUUUUUCCUAAUUAUGGUGUUUAUACUGAGUGUUUUACCAGUAAAGGCCACUGUAGUGUGGUAUCAGUGUUCCAAACUAGUAUGAAAGUUUUCAAUGUACAGGGGACCUCUAACUUUUCAUCAUAGCACAAGAAGUGCAUGAGUUGUAAGAAAAAUUAAUUAAGUUUGUGAUAGUUCAGACAUUAAUGGCAGCAGAAAAUAUUAACAUGAGAUAUUUGAAAUGGUCAUAUCCAAAUAGUCUUUACCUGUCUGUAGACAUACCCUAGCAAAAUUUAUACAUUAAAGUCUGAUGACAGUGGUGGGCGUGUUACGGUAUUAUGUUAUAUGAUCUAACAUUUAGAAAAGUAAUAUUUAAUUUACAACAUGUUUGUAUUCACCCAUCAUCACGACAUUACAAAGACCAGACCUCGACAUGGAAUGAAGAUCCUAGUUAGUGUGGCGGUGCCUCAUAUAGAAGCAUGUCUACACCAUGUCCAUUGGAUCAUUUCUGUAGUUUGCUUCACAUUUUGAAAUCUUAAAGAGUUCUCAUAUGUAAUGACAAUCAUAGCAAGGCAGCAUGAGAACAACUUACAGCCCUGCAUGACAUCACAAUAGGAUGGUGGUUUUAGGCUUUCAGUUGAUUUUAAUUUGUUAGUCGUUUUUUCGCAAGACGGUUGUUUCUUUAAAAAUUACAGAACUUAAUUUAAUAAUUUUGUAUAAGAACAUCAUUGUAAUGUCACGAACAAAUUUUUAUUUUUCUACUUAAAACAGUGACGACCAAAAAUAUAUCACCAUAAUAGAAGGAAUAUGAAAAAUAUCUGUAGAUAUUUGAUGACAUAUGCAUUUAUAUCAUACAGUAGUCAGACAUAUAGACCAACAGAUGAUAAACUUUAUUGAUACUAGUACACGAUCAUCUGCCAUAAACAGGGCUGUAAAAUAGACAGAUUUUUACAUGGUGAAAGAUUUGAAACUUCACCUUGUGACACUUAGCGAACAUACAGAGAAGUGUGUGUGAAUUUAUAUCAGCAGAAGCACAUCAUGCACAGUAAAGGUGCAACUGUAUUUAAAAGUAAGUAAAGGUAUCCCCAUAACAGGCCAUGAAGGCCCAUAGGGUUGUGAGGUGUUGAGGCUCCCACAUUUUAACUAACUAAUACCAUUAACGGCAACGGGGAUCCAGUGCGCUGACCACGCAACACCUUCUAUCCACUAAAGUUGGCAUUAACUUCGCUGACAAGCUGCGGUCGCUCAGUCGGUAUAGUUCACUUGCGGACUAAAACAACAGAGUUGAUUGAAUAUUGAAUACCAUGAGACAGCUGUAGUCAUUCAGCUACUCAAGAAAUUUCCACAUCUUAAUGGAACAUAAGGGUAUUAACAAAAGCUGUAUUGGCACAGCCCACUUGCUGAAACCUUGUGUAAAGUUUUCUAAUCCAACCAUUUUUUGAUGCAGGGAGCUGUUCACUCCCCAUCAAGCCUCCUCAAAAUUCCACUGAAAAUAUGUAUACAACUCUGUACAAGGAACUGGAAAGACUAAGCCCCAACAUUGAUUUUUAAACAUAUGUUGAAAUGAUAAAUCAGUUUUAAAAACAGGCUUGUUGCUGCAGUGAUCAAUAUUUGUGGACAAUAGCCAUCAUUCUGUUGAGAGAAGUUUCGGAGACUGCCUCUGUCUCUGAUCAGGUAAAGUACCUUGCUUGGACCUAACUGGUAGAGCUAGUUGUUGUCAAUGGAAAUAGCAGUGUCAAGUGUCACAACAUUCUUGCACCCAAACAAUUAAAAAUGUAAGUCAUGAUAAUGUGCAACAGCCUCUCUGGUCUAGUGGUCAGAGGUCCUGGGUUCGAUUCCCGGCGCUACCAGAUUUUCUGAGAAGU
Cryptotermes secundus is the source of this 4939-nucleotide messenger RNA. RefSeq names its product neurotactin (gene Nrt). Bases 477 to 2900 code for a protein of 807 amino acids. The record is from RefSeq and is a predicted model, not a curated record. NCBI's taxonomy places the organism in Eukaryota, Metazoa, Arthropoda, Insecta, Blattodea, Kalotermitidae. The transcript has 11 exons.